AUGCGGAGAUUUGCGUUUGUUUCUGAACAGCCGCAUGUCUCAAGUGAGGAUCUAAUGCGAAAGCAUAGACAUCCGAUAAGCCCAACGGUAUUUUCGCAUGAGUAUGAGAAACUACUUUCCGGCCAGGAACCGAAUUUCUAUUUUCAAGAAGAGACAUGCCCUGCAUGGGAAAAAAAGACGGCCCCAAUCCGUAUAACCCGUGUAAAUGGGCUGGCUGACGACUUCUACAGCAGCCUGCUGGACUGGCAGGGAAGCACCAUAGCCUUUGCCCUAGACGAAAGAAUUUUUGUUCAGAACUUCCUAACAGGCAAAACAUGCCUGCUUGCCAGGCUCAGCAAUGCAUAUAUAACGUCUGUUAAAAUCUCUCCAAACAACAGCACUAUCUGCGUUGGCACGUGCACAGGCGAUAUUGGCAUCAUCGAUAUGAAUGGAAAGGUCCUUGCAAAGCGGCACUUACACAAGUCUCGGAUUGGCGCUAUGGAGUGGAAUGGCAGGCAGGCAGUCACAGGAAGCAGGGACAGAACAAUCAAAACAGUUGACUUUCGGGUACUUGAGGAGACACAAAGCAUAUCCCUGCACACGCAGGAGGUGUGCGGCCUGGCUCAUUCUCCAUCCAAGGACUAUCUUGCAACUGGCGGUAAUGACAAUAAGGUAUUUAUAAUAGACAACAGAACAAGCACGCCAAUACACACGCUCUCUGCACACAAGGCUGCGGUGAAGGCACUUGGCUGGUGUCCGGAUAAGAUGGAUACGCUUGCCACAGGCGGGGGAACAGCUGACAGAACAGUCAAGGUCUGGAAUCUCUCCGGCGCAAAGGAGUGCAUUAUUGACUCAAUUGACUAUGGCUCACAGGUUUGCAACAUUCGCUGGACAAAAAAGAACGAAAUACUUACCACGCACGGAUACACACAGAACGACGUGCGCAUUUUGAACAUGGCAAAAAACAAGCAGACGCAUGUUUUUGAAGGGCACCGCAAUAGAGUCAUCCACUUUGGCAUGAGCUCCGAGGAGGAGUACUUUGCAACAGGAUCUGGAGACGAGACCGUCUGUGUCUGGCGCGCGCGCGAGAAUGACCUGGCAAACUUCCCGGUGAGAUAG
Messenger RNA from Nematocida ausubeli, 1098 nucleotides. RefSeq lists its product as uncharacterized. Lineage: Eukaryota; Fungi; Microsporidia. Gene Ontology annotation, cellular component: anaphase-promoting complex. Gene Ontology annotation, biological process: positive regulation of ubiquitin protein ligase activity; positive regulation of anaphase-promoting complex-dependent catabolic process; anaphase-promoting complex-dependent catabolic process. Bases 1 to 1098 code for a protein of 365 amino acids. Gene Ontology annotation, molecular function: anaphase-promoting complex binding; ubiquitin ligase activator activity; protein binding. The transcript has a single exon. The record is from RefSeq and is a predicted model, not a curated record.